UUUAUACUGAUUAAUUUUAGAAUGUUUACUGUAUGAUAUUCUCUACUUCUCAAAAAUGUUGUUAAACAGGAAUGUUAGUGAUAAAAUAUGUUUUAUUAUGCUGUCAGUAAUUAUUAAUUAAUUAUUACUGAUCUUAUUUAUUAUUGAUCACAAAGACAUUUCACAAGACCUACAGUUAUUUUGAUUAUUUGCAAGUAAUAAGUACACAGACACAUAUACAGUUUAAACGAAAUAAUCUAUUUUACAAAUGAUAAACAAUAAUGAUAUCUAUAAAAAUAAGUGAACAUACUAUAGUUGUUGCCCGGCCGCACGUGAUUUUCAAAAUCCUGAACAAUGUACUGGAACGAGUUGAAUCCUCAGAAACGUAAUAUUUUGUUUAAGUUUGACAAUUCAGACAUUAAAAAAGACAAGGACCGAAUACUAAUAAAACUUAAAACAAAUGUAUUCAAUUUCGUUAAUUUGUUUUUUUCAUCUUCCAAUAUACAUGGUCUUAACCACUUGACUGACAAAAGAAGACAUUACAUCGAAAAAUUAAUUUGGGUCAUUGCAAUAUGUUUGAGUAUUUAUGGUUCAGCAAUAUUAGGUUCGUCCACUUGGAAUCGUUAUCAAGAAAAUCCAACUGUGAUAUCUAUGGACAGAGAAUACAAGGAAUGGGCUACUGCACUUCCAGCAGUCACUUUAUGUCCUAUAAACAAAAUUGAUGAUCAACUUUUCGAUGAACUCGUACAGAAAAAGUUUUCAAAUUACACAGACGAGGAGAAAGAAGAAUUACGAACGUUCCUGGUUUUGUUGGCGAACGCCACUUACGGUACGUUUAAAGAAGUGCCUGUAUAUGAUAGGAUAUCGCCGAAUGACUAUUUGGAUUACGUUAUGUCACUGAGUGGUAGUGUAUCAUACACAAUCAGCAAUAGUCACGUGGAUAUAUUUUCGUCGAUCGAAUUGGUGCCCAGCGUAACCGAAUUAGGCUUAUGUUAUUCGUACAAUGGGUAUAUUGCGCCAUACAACGAUUACAAAUAUUGGAAAAACCGCAACAUUAGUGAGUUUCCGAAGAUAGAAGUAAUGUCGGGCACCCCGUUAGACGGGGAUAUUUUCGUUCAAAUAACGUCCAUGAAUUUUGGUUACAUGGGAUUUGUGCACUCUCCUUACGAAGCACCCGAUGUGGCGUGCCGUAUUUUUCCAUCACCGGAAAAUUUCUACAAAACACUGGACGUGACUGCGCUGAGUAUAUUCAGUACGCCUGAAAUCAAAUAUCUCUCUCCCAGGCAGAGGGGCUGCCGGUUCUUGGAAGAGAGCGAUUUGGAAAUAAGUCCGGAAAUGUAUACGUACAAUAUGUGCCGGAACCAGUGUCGAAUGGACCAAGCGCGAAAACUAUGCGGAUGUGUUCCCUACUUUUACAGACCACUGAAAAAAUAUAAAAUAUGCGAUGUCGAAGGAAUGCAUUGUUUGGAUCAAUAUAAAGAAUUUCUUAUAAAACUUCGGAAUACAACAAGCGUUGAUGAAAAAGUAAACUGUGGCUGUUUCCCACCUUGUGAUGAUGUUAAUUAUAUCGUAGAAGGUGACAACACAAUUCAAUGGUUCCUAGGAACUAAUUUGAAGUGGGGACUUAUCAAGUAUCCUCGUAUGCGUUUGAAGAGAAACGUUCUUUUCGGUUUCACCGAUGUUUUAGUUUCGAUUGGAGGCACUGCUGGACUAUUUCUUGGAUGUUCGGUUUUAAGUUUCUUGGAGAUAAUUUAUUUCUUUAUAUUUCGUCUAGCAUUUACGUCCUUGUAUAAGAAAUAAGAAACAUUUUUAUUAGUAAUAGUAUUCCACUACACAUUCUAUUAAUCAUAUUGUUUUUAACUACCUAUCUCUAUUAUUUGUAAAUACAAGACAAAUAAGUAGAUUUUGGAAAGUUUUAACUUUAGUUAAGUUUAUUUUUACGUUAUUAUAAUUUUGAGAUUUCAGUUUUCACAUAGAAUAGUAAUAACUAAUCAAUAUAAAAUAAACCAAUUGAAAAUUGCUAA
Aphis gossypii (cotton aphid) is the source of this 2003-nucleotide messenger RNA. Its product is annotated as pickpocket protein 11-like. Gene Ontology annotation, biological process: sodium ion transmembrane transport. Bases 334 to 1779 code for a protein of 481 amino acids. The transcript is spliced from 10 exons. Gene Ontology annotation, molecular function: ligand-gated sodium channel activity. The record is from RefSeq and is a predicted model, not a curated record. Gene Ontology annotation, cellular component: membrane. NCBI's taxonomy places the organism in Eukaryota, Metazoa, Arthropoda, Insecta, Hemiptera, Aphididae.